AUGCUCAACGAGCGAGAUGCCCAACUCGAUGCUGAAGAAAAUGCUUCUGGGGAAGAGUCUGUUUGGCGAAGUAUCUACAACCUGAUGCGUUGUCCUUCCUCCUCGUGCCAUCUAGGCCGAUAUUGCUGGCAAGACCCUCACGGAAAAAAACACUAUGGACUGAGAACCCAUCAUUUAAAACGUCUCAUUGCCUUUGUGGAGAAAGGUGGGACCGUGCAAUCUCAUGACGACGUCCCAGACAAUAUUCGUGAAGACUUUUAUAUGGAAGAGCGACACAGACUGGAGAGUCAACAAUCUAAAAAUAACAAGAUGACUAACACCCCGGGAGGUUGUCCUCCUAUAAACUUUAACUUUAACGGGGUACAACCUUCCCUACCAGAGGAGCUCAAUUCACUCGCCAACCCACCAAUGCUUCCGUCACCAACUAGCCUAUUCAAUGACGACUUUAAUAUUCCUGGACUUCGAGAUGAGGCAGUUCGAGAGUACACCGCUUGGCAUGAAGCACAAGUCGGUGAUGACUAUUUGAAAGCCCAAUUUCGAGAAGCGCGUGAUGUUGCUCUGGCAAAUGGGCUCGAUCUUCAACUGAUAUAUGAGGACCAAAACCCAUCGUUUUUUAUCGACAAAGGGAUCGUGGUAGGUAUUGCCCGCCAGUUUGUAAGAGAUAUCGUCAAAUGGGUUCGGAGUAUGAGGAUUAUUUCAUCGAUAGAUGAGAGGGCGCCGGCAGCUCUCUGA
Messenger RNA from Penicillium antarcticum, 732 nucleotides. RefSeq lists its product as uncharacterized. Bases 1 to 732 code for a protein of 243 amino acids. The transcript has a single exon. NCBI's taxonomy places the organism in Eukaryota, Fungi, Ascomycota, Eurotiomycetes, Eurotiales, Aspergillaceae. The record is from RefSeq and is a predicted model, not a curated record.